Molecule: messenger RNA, 1071 nt
Organism: Ictalurus furcatus (blue catfish)
Lineage: Eukaryota; Metazoa; Chordata; Actinopteri; Siluriformes; Ictaluridae
Product: putative acidic leucine-rich nuclear phosphoprotein 32 family member C
Exons: 7
Coding region: 129-866 (245 amino acids)
Biological process (GO): regulation of apoptotic process
Cellular component (GO): nucleus
Molecular function (GO): histone binding
Source: RefSeq, a predicted model, not a curated record
GAAGAGAAGAGAAGAAGACAGAGAGAUUGAUUCAUGGUAAACUCGUGUGAUUGUGUGCGUUUCUCCCUUUUCACAGCCUGCUCACUCUCAUUUCAUCUCACAUUUAAACUCGCUUUAUUUCUGAUAAGAUGGACAUGAAGAAGAGGAUUCACUUGGAGCUGCGGAACAGGACGCCGUCAGACGUGUGUGAGUUGGUGCUUGAUAACUGUCGCUCUGAUGAGGGGAAGGUCGAGGGUCUGACGUCUGAGUUUGUGAACCUGGAGUUCCUCAGUCUGAUUAACGUGGGUCUGACGUCGAUCUCCAACCUCCCCAAACUGCACAAACUCAAGAAGUUGGAGCUGAGUGAUAACCGGAUCUCGGCUGGUCUGGAUAUUCUGGCGGAGAAGCUGCCCAACCUCACACACCUCAACCUGAGUGGCAACAAACUGAAGGACCUGAGCAUGCUGGAGCCACUGAGGGAUCUGCCACGUCUGAAGAGUCUGGACCUGUUUAACUGUGAGGUCACGACCCUGGAUGAUUACAGGGCGAGUGUGUUUAAGCUCCUCCCCCAGAUCACCUACCUGGAUGGCUACGACCCCGAGGACCGAGAGGUUAGCGACUCGGACGCGGAGGGAGGUGAUGAGGAUGAGGAUGAAGUGAACUCUGAGGAAGAUGAGGAUGAAGAUGGAGAAGAUGAUGAGGACGAGGAAAACGAUGAAGAGGAGGAGGAUGAUGAAGAGGAGGAAGACUCGGGUCAGGAGGAUGGUGAGGAUGAUGAGGAGGAAGAUGAUGAUGAUGAGGAGGAAGAUGAGGACGAGUGUAAAGGAGAAAAGAGGAAACGAGACCCAGAGGAUGAAGAUGAUGAUGAAGAUGAUGAUGAUGAUUGAGUUCCGUGUGUGUGUGUGUGUGUGUGUGUGUGAGAGAGAGAGAGAGAGAGAGAGAGAGAGGAGUUUUAAUGUGUUAUUUUUUUAAACCCCACUCAGACCCCAUGUUGAAGUUCUCUCCUGACUUUUUUUGGUUUGUUUUACAUUUCUGUUUUUCAUCCAGAUUGAGUACAGACUUUGUAAAUAAAAUGUGUUUUCUAAGAGUCAA